Stegodyphus dumicola is the source of this 664-nucleotide messenger RNA. RefSeq names its product Neuropeptide-like precursor 3 (gene Nplp3). NCBI's taxonomy places the organism in Eukaryota, Metazoa, Arthropoda, Arachnida, Araneae, Eresidae. The record is from RefSeq and is a predicted model, not a curated record.
AUAACUUCCUUAUAAAAUUCGCACCCCUUACUUUUCAAGGUGUGAAAGGAGUAUAUAUACCGACAUCUGAAGUAUAGAAGGUAUCAUUCAGUUCAACAAAGCUGGAAACAAACACUUGAAAGAUGAUUGCUAAGAUCGUUCUCCUUUUCGCUGCUGUUGCAGCUACUCAAGCUUCUACCCUGCUUGCACCAGGACUUGCUGCUCCUGGACUCUGGAAUGCAGGACUUCUAAACACUGGGCUGCUGGCUCCUGGACUAACUCUCAAAGGCGCUCCACUUCUUUCUGCUGUACCAGCAGCUCUGUCAACCGGGUCUGUUGUUGGUAUCCCAGGAGCGGUCACCACGGAAAAGAGACUCAUCGGAGCACCCGGACUCAUGGCAGGCUCUCGUCUACUCCUCAACAGCGGAAUCAUCGGAGCACCCGGACUCAUGGCAGGCUCUCCUCUACUCCUCAACAGCGGAAUCAUCGGAAAUGGCAUCAUUGGAGCUGCACCCUUGAGACUAGGCAGUGGAAUAAUCUCUCCCAUCGGCCUUCGAAGUGCAGGCAUCCUCGCUGGACCCGGAGUCGUUAAAACCAUUCUUAAAUGAAUACAAAAAAUUAUUUUAAAUGAAAUUUAGUGUAAUAUAUAUUGACGCUUUCAAUAAAAUAUUGUUGCGUGCGUACG